AUGUGGCCGACCUUCGGAAGCGAAAAAUUCUCCAGUAUCCGGCAAUAGGCUACGCCCUGUCUAUAUAAUACCACUUCCUUCCUGGAUGAGUCUUGCCUUGGGAAGACAAGUACAUCCAAUCUUCCGUCCAUUUCAUCCCACAGAAUGGCGAUCCCUCCUUCCAAAUUGGCCUCCAUUGUGAUUGUGGGCGCGGGCGUCUUCGGUCUGUCCACGGCCCUGGAAUUGUCACGUCGGGGUUACACCAACAUCACAGUCUUGGACCGUCAUCUGGCGCCGGUGCCGGAUGGGUCCAGUGUCGAUGUCUCGCGCAUCAUUCGUGCCGACUACGCCGACGUCUUCUAUGCGCGCAUGGCACUGGACGCUCUCAACGGCUGGCACGGCGAGUACGCCCCAUACUUUUACCAGAGUGGCCUGAUGUGCACGCAGACGCAAGGCAGCGGCGAGCACGAUUACAUCGCCCAGUCCAAGCAGAAUAUGGAACAGCUAGGCGGCACGGCUAACCUGGUCUCGUUCGAUGGCGAGGAGAUUCGCCAGAGAUACCCCGGCAUUCACGGCGACCUCUCGAAAGCCAGUGGCUACGUCAACAUGGACUCAGGCUGGGCCAACGCCGAGCUCAGCAUCGGCCACCUGGCACGCAACUGCACGCGGGCCGGCGUCUCCUUCCGCGCUGGUCGCCAAGGGACCGUCACCGAGCUCCUGACUCAAACCACCCCGACCGGCAAGAAGCGGAUCUCCGGCGUCCGCACCCAGAAUGGCGAGAGCAUUUCCGCCGACCUGGUCAUGCUGUCGACCGGCGCCUGGACCCCCCAUCUCCUGGAGAUGACGGGCCGCUCCGUCUCCGUCGCCCAGCCCGUGGCCUUCCUUCAACUCACCCCCGAGGAAGCCCGCGCACUCGACGACAACCGCUGCCCGGUGAUCCUGGAUCUGAGCACCGGCUGGUUCACCUUCCCCCCGACGCCGGGAACCCACUUGCUGAAGAUUGCUCGUCACGGCUUCGGCUACGAGCGCACGAACGACGCGAAGCCCCAGAACCCGAGCCCGUUCUCGGCCCCGACGCUGGACCGCCAAGGCGGCUAUCUCCCCCCGGAUGCCGAGCAGGCUCUGCGCGAGGGUCUCGAGCUGUGGCUGCCCCGAUUCAAGGACCGGCCUUUUGUUCAGCGUCGACUCUGCUGGUACAGUGAUACGCCCAAGGGAGAUUUCAUCGUCGAUUACCACCCGGAGUAUGAGGGUCUGUUUGUGGCGACGGGUGGCAGUGGCCAUGCUUUCAAGUUUCUCCCCGUGCUGGGCCGCUACAUCGCAGAUGGCCUGGAGUUGACUGCGUCGGCUGAGCAGCGCCAGAAGUGGGCGUGGCCGGUGGCGCCUCGUCCCAUUGCCUCCGGAGACGGGAGUCGUGGUGGGCCUCCUCGUCGUUGCUUGACCCCUCAGGAACGGGCUCGGCUGUAGAGAUCUCUUGAGGGGUAUGGUAACGAAUGAUGAGAUGAAGCGCCAAGCAAGAUAUGAGUUAAUCGAGGAACGGGGGCUUCGGCGCACGCGGAAUUUGUAAAUGGUCACGGUCGCAUUUGUACAGCAGCACCAUUCAACUAGCG
Aspergillus homomorphus CBS 101889 is the source of this 1586-nucleotide messenger RNA. Its product is annotated as NAD(P)/FAD-dependent oxidoreductase. Lineage: Eukaryota; Fungi; Ascomycota; Eurotiomycetes; Eurotiales; Aspergillaceae. The transcript is spliced from 2 exons. The record is from RefSeq and is a predicted model, not a curated record. Gene Ontology annotation, molecular function: flavin adenine dinucleotide binding; proline dehydrogenase activity; L-pipecolate oxidase activity. The coding region runs from base 145 to 1443 and encodes 432 amino acids.